Molecule: messenger RNA, 2199 nt
Organism: Cornus florida
Lineage: Eukaryota; Viridiplantae; Streptophyta; Magnoliopsida; Cornales; Cornaceae
Product: alpha-1,3-arabinosyltransferase XAT3-like
Exons: 4
Coding region: 874-1932 (352 amino acids)
Molecular function (GO): glycosyltransferase activity
Source: RefSeq, a predicted model, not a curated record
AAGAACACUCUUUAAUACAGCUCCCAAACUUAAAAAAUCAAAAGCUGGAAUAGGCGAUUGCUUGUUCAGUGUUUUAGCUAUACAAAAAUCUGCUUCUCUAAUUUUAUUUUAUUUUUAUUUAUUAUUAUUUAAUUUUUCUGUUUUCUCAAAUAUAUAUAUUUUUUAAAAACUAUUUACGUCAGUUUUUUCUUUCUUGUAAAAUUAAAGACUACUCCUUUUUCUAAAUAAAUAGUAAUGUACAGAAAAGACCUGUAAAUUCAAGCUGUGCAUGACCUGAUUUUGGGUAGUAACAGUUCAACGAAAGAUUGUGGAGUUUCUUUGGAUCCAAACGUGGUACACACAAGCUGACAGGGACCAAAUUGGGGCAACAAAAUCACAUUUGAAGAGCAAAUAUUGUGUGGGGGAUUCACUGCUAGACAAACAUUAGCAAUUAGAAGGUGGCUGCGAUCAAGAGAGUUGGCAAUUUGUUUUAAAUUGGUACCAAUGGAGUGAAUUUGUGUUCCAAACCAGAUGGGUCCCACGGACCGACAGCCAAUGAUCUGUGAUGAAGAAUGUAUCAACUCCCAUUGCCUAUUUUCUGUUUGAUGAAAUGUCUAGCUGAAAUGCUCCUCAGCCUCAGAAGCUUCUUCAAACUGCAUGAGCUUUGCUUUUGCCGCGGAGCUUUCAAAACCCAGAAGUUUCUUGACCUAAUUAAGGAAACAACAGCUAUCAAAUUGGAGAGCUAGGCAUGGCACCAGUGAGAAAUUUAUUUUUGAAAGACUAGUGAGAGGAAAAGAUCGAACCCAGCUUGAAGCCACUGGAUUUGCUUGCAAUUCUGCUCCUCACUCAGAAGUUUGUGUCUCAAACAAACCAGUGAGGAUUGACACCCAAACUAUGACAGUUCAUGUGCCAUCAGAUCGGCCUAUGCCACAAAGUCAACGCAAUGUUCAGCCAUACGCAAGAAAAGAAGACGAGACUGCCAUGAAGACCAUCACACCAGUUCAGAUACUUGAAGGAAGCAUCACAUCACCAGCUUGUAAUUAUACCCAUGUUGUCCCAGCUGUGAUCUUCUCAACCAGUGGCUUCAUGGGAAACCUAUUCCAUGAAUUCAAUGAAAUCAUCAUUCCAUUGUUCCUCACAACCCACCACUUCCAAUCCCAUGUACAAUUUAUCAUUGUUGAUUACGAUCCUUGGUUUGUUACUAAAUAUAACCGGAUUUUAACCCACUUGUCUCCUUAUGAGUUUAUAAAUUCGGCUUCAAAUGGUAGUGUGCAUUGUUUUCCAGGAAUAGUUGUUGGGCUUGAGUACCAUGACAAUCUAGCCAUAAAUUAUAGUGACAUCCCAGGAGGGUACUCAAUGCUUGACUUCAAACAGUUUCUUAAAGAAGCAUAUAAUCUUAAAGUAAAGACACUGUCAAAGAUAGAGCAACCGGUGUUGAUGCUUAUAUCUCGUAAUGGAUCAAGAAUGUUUCUGAAUGAAGAUGAGAUGGUGGGUAUGAUGGAAGAGCUAGGGUUUCGCGUAGUCGUGGUGACCCCAAACAGGAUGGCAAAUUUAGACAAGUUUGCCAGUGUUGUGAACUCCUGCAGUGUGAUGGUUGGUGCACAUGGUGCUGGCCUUGCAAAUGAACUGUUCUUACCUACCGGGGCGGUGAUGGUGCAAGUGGUGCCGUGGGGGCUAGAGUGGGCCUCAAAUGCCUACUUUGGCGAACCAGCUCAAGACAUGGGUGUGCAGUACUUGGAGUAUAAGAUUGAACCGGAGGAGAGCACGCUUAUCGAUAGGUAUGGCCGAGAUCACCAAGUCUUUGUGGAUCCAGGUGCUAUAUUUGCAAUGGGCUACUAUACAGCCAGGGCUAUAUAUGUUGAUGGGCAGAAUAUGAAGAUCAAUCUUGUGAGGUUUAGAAAGACUCUUGUUGAAGCACUUGGAUUUCUUGGACACUCAUCUCCUACAAAUUGAAGAAUUUGUUCAGAAGAUUAAAAGGGCUAGUCUAGUGCACGAGGUUACUAGUCUAAUGCACGAGGUUACUAUUAUUGCGGAAUUUAGGGAUGGUGAAAUUUACGCAGUCUUAUCCAAAAAGCUUUUUUGUAAGAUUAAUUGUUUUGAUUUGUCAUCCUGUGAAAUAAUAGCAAAGAUUAGUCAUGCAGAGUAAUAUUGUUUUAGAAAGCAAUAAGAUCACUUAGAAGGUACGUUAUUUGAAAAUAUUAAUGUGUUUUAUUGGUGCAA